Molecule: messenger RNA, 141 nt
Organism: Cooperia oncophora
Lineage: Eukaryota; Metazoa; Nematoda; Chromadorea; Rhabditida; Trichostrongylidae
Source: the annotation of a GenBank genome assembly
AUGGCAUGCGUGGAUCGAGUUCUUAGCUGUGGCAUAGGGGAGUUGAACGCUUUCGCCGUUGUUCGACCACCAGGUCAUCAUGCAGGUAUAUCCGAACCGAGUGGAUUUUGCAUUUUCAACAAUGUUGCCAUAGCAGCUCAG